Hibiscus syriacus is the source of this 686-nucleotide messenger RNA. Its product is annotated as EKC/KEOPS complex subunit Tprkb-like. Gene Ontology annotation, molecular function: RNA-DNA hybrid ribonuclease activity; nucleic acid binding. Lineage: Eukaryota; Viridiplantae; Streptophyta; Magnoliopsida; Malvales; Malvaceae. Gene Ontology annotation, biological process: tRNA threonylcarbamoyladenosine modification; telomere maintenance via recombination. Gene Ontology annotation, cellular component: EKC/KEOPS complex; cytosol; nucleus. The record is from RefSeq and is a predicted model, not a curated record. The transcript is spliced from 5 exons. The coding region runs from base 1 to 519 and encodes 172 amino acids.
AUGAGGGUAUCUAGCGGCGGGGUCAUCCGGAAUGAAAACGGAGACUCUAUUAUCGGCUACACUAGAAACAUCAGCUGCACAGCUAUGUUGCAAGCCGAACUUUGGCCGAUUCUGGAUGUGAUCCAAGUUGCAUGGGAUCGGGGCAUCCGAAGGUUGGAAAUUGAAACGGAUAACAAGGAGGUAUUCCGGAUUCUUCACUCCAAGGUUGGUUCUAACGAGCCGGCAAUUGUGAGACUCCAUUCUGAGCUUGUUUACAAUUACUCAGGAUCUAAGCAUAUCACAGAGUCCUUGAAAAGAUGUGGUAUUUCCGAAAAUUCAAGUUAUGUCCUUGCAGGUCGAUUUAACGCUUCUCCUGAUGAGAAGCUUAUUUAUGGAAAAGAGAUCGGUUUAGAGGAGUUGGAAGGAAGAGCAGACCAAGCUCAGAUAGAAAAGCACUACAAAAUAUCCGGCCCCGAGCUAGGCAUAUCAACACUUGCAGAUGCCAUAACAUGCCGAAUUGCUGCUCGAGAUGCUUUAUGAGAGUGUUGAGUUGUUGUUCUCAUUUAGUAUAUGCAUCUUGAUUCUCAAGGGAAAAUGGAGCAAAAAGCAAUGUAAAUGCCUAUGUAUUUGUUGUCAAACUGUUCUUAUUAGUUAGACUAUGGGAAACUAUACUUGGAAAUUGUGGCGUAUUCUAAAAUUCCAACUUC